AUGAUCGGCCCAGAAUUAGAAGACUAUAACCAUCCACCUAAAUUAUUACUAGAAAGGCUUGAAUGUUUAGCACUUCGAACAACAUAUGAAACUGAUCUUCCAUUCAGAGUUAAUUACCUACUAUCAUGUAUCCGGCGGGGUGUAGAUCAUCAACCAUUAUGUAACCAGCUAUCUGUUGAACUUGAUUUAAAACAAUUUGAACUUGAAAUUGAAGCUAAUGCUUGGUCUAAGGUUAAUAACAACACUAGUAAGGUUAAACAAUGCUAG
Messenger RNA from Dentiscutata erythropus, 267 nucleotides. The record is from the annotation of a GenBank genome assembly. Lineage: Eukaryota; Fungi; Glomeromycota; Glomeromycetes; Diversisporales; Gigasporaceae.